ACUCAACUAAAAACACAACAACCAUAACAAAUACUAUAAUACACUGUUAAUUAAUGGUAAUGGACCCUUUAUUAUAUUACUCAUUCCUUUUCCUUACUUUCAUUUUAACCUUGAAACUUUUACUCCAAAAAAUAAAUUCAAAAAACCUUCCACCAAGUCCAUCAAUAACUCUUCCCAUAAUAGGAAACAUUCACAACAUAGACCUCCCACUUCACCGUUCCCUUCAAAAUCUCGCACAAAAAUAUGGCAACAUCUUCACGCUAUGGCUCGGUUCACGGCGUGUCGUUAUCAUCUCCUCCCAAACCCUAGUUCAACAAUGUUUAUCCAAACAUGACAUUGUUUUAUCAAACCGAGCCCGCUUCCUCACCGGAAAGCAUCUCUUCUACAAUUACUCUAGCUUACUCUCGGCCCCUCAUGGAGACUACUCGCGUAACAUUCGUCGAGUCAUCACGAAUGAUGUCCUCUCAACAGAACGUCUCAAGUCCUUUGCAGAAAUGCGAAGGAAAGAGACGUUGAAGUUUAUAACAAAACUAGCUAAGGACACGUGUGAGGGGUUCACACGUGUCGAGCUGAGGACGAGACUAACGAAUAUGACGUUCGAGAUUAUGACUAGAAUGAUUGUUGGUGAUGCUAAUGAAAUGAAGAAGUUUAAAGAUAUGAUAGAUGAGAUGAUGCCAUUGCUCGGGAAUAAUAUGGGAGAUUUUGUGCCUUUAAUUAGGUUGUUUGAUUUUGGUGGUUUGGUUAAGAAGAUGAAGGAUGUUGCUAAGAGAGGUAAUUCGUUUAUGCAAGGAAUUAUUGAUGGGAUUAGAAGUGAGGAGCAUGGUGGUAGUAACAUGUUACAACAUCUUUUGACUCUACAAAAAUCUCAACCUGACAAUUACUCUGAUGUAAUUAUUAAAGGGGUUAUUCAGGGUUUGUAUCUUGCUGGAACUGACACAUCAGCUAUGACUGUAGAGUGGGCAAUGACUGCUUUACUAAAUAACCCACAUAUAUUGAAGAAAGCAAAAGAUGAAAUAGAUACUCAAAUAGGAUAUGAUCGUUUGGUAGAUGAGUCGGACAUUCCAAAUCUUCCAUACCUUCAGAAUAUUAUUUAUGAGACACUUCGAUUAUACCCGGUUGCUCCAUUACUAUUGCCUCGCUUUACUUCAGACAAGUUCAAUAUCGAAGGAUUUACUAUUCCACGUGACACCAUAGUGAUGAUUAAUGCAUGGGCGAUUCAAAGAGAUCCUAAAACUUGGAGUGAUGCAUCAUGUUUUAAGCCAGAGAGAUUUGAAAUAGAAGGCGAAGCAAACAAGUUAGUUGCAUUUGGUUUUGGAAGGAGAGCUUGUCCUGGAGCAGGUUUGGCACAUCGCACAAUGGGCUUGAGUUUAGGAUUAUUGAUUCAGUGCUUUGAAUGGAACCGAUUAACUCAAGAAGAAGUGGAUAUGACAGAAAGUAAAAUAGGGCUCGUCAUGGAAAAGCUCAAUGCCUUAGAAACAAUGUGUAAAGCAAGACCAAUCAUCAAGAAAGUUAUCCAAGAAUUGAAUAUCUAGCUAGUGCAUGCACUAAAAUCUACAAUAACAUAGUCUAUGGUAUGUAUGGUAUGUAUACAAAGAAUAAAUUGGUAUGUAUGUGGUAUGUAUACAAAAAAUAAAUAAAUGUUUGUUGACUUAAAUAUGAAAACAGU
Trifolium pratense (red clover) is the source of this 1666-nucleotide messenger RNA. RefSeq names its product isoflavone 3'-hydroxylase-like. Lineage: Eukaryota; Viridiplantae; Streptophyta; Magnoliopsida; Fabales; Fabaceae. Gene Ontology annotation, molecular function: heme binding; oxidoreductase activity, acting on paired donors, with incorporation or reduction of molecular oxygen; iron ion binding. The transcript has 2 exons. The coding region runs from base 54 to 1532 and encodes 492 amino acids. The record is from RefSeq and is a predicted model, not a curated record.